AUGGCACUGGCAAACACCGAAAACCUGGCAUGCGCUGUGAGCGCCACAGGCGCAUUUGGCUUCAUGGGGGCAGGGUUUCUUUCUCCAUCCGAUUUAAGGCAAAAGCUAUCCAUGAUCCGACAGACACUUCAAGUAGGCGUAGAUAAGCCAAUUCCAGUAGGGGUAGGGUUCAUCGGCUGGGUACUCGAGAAAACAGAAGAGUCUGAAGACCCCAGAAUAAGAGCAGUGCUGGAGGAGAAAGUCGCUGCUAUAUGGCUUGCAUUUGGUACAAAACUCGGGAGUUACGUGGAGCAGAUUCGGGCGUAUGAUUCCCAAAGGGAGCAUAAGACAGUGAUCUUUACUAUUGUUAACUCUGUGGAAGAAGCUCUCCGCGCCACAAACGAAUGGAAAGUGGAUGUCCUUGUUGCUCAAGGUAUUGAAUCUGGAGGACAUGGUGGCUCUGAGGCACCACCGUUGCUCACGCUUCUGCAGGCUGUGAUUGAUGUUCUUCCCAACGAUGGUCCCUUGGUUGUCGCCGCUGGAGGGGUAUCUACCGGGAAGCAAAUUGCUGCGCUCCUUACCAUGGGGGCAUCAGGUGUCGUACUCGGGACCCGGUUUCUGUUUACAGAUGAGUGCGGUUAUACGGAUGCUAAAAAAGAAGUUCUUAUACAGGCGGGAAUCAAUUCUACUGUCAGAGGCAUGGCGUUUGACGAGGUUGGCCGUACUAUGGGCUGGCCACCAAAGCAGGAUGGACGUGCAGUAUCCAAUAAUAUUAUAAAAGACGUAGAAGAAGGCUUGGAUCUUGAUGCGCGCCUCCGAUUAUUUGAUGAUAGUGCCAAAACCGGAGAUACCUCGCGCCUUGUCGUAUGGGCUGGCGUAGGAGUGGCCCUCACAAAUACGAUUACUCCUGCUGCUGUCCGAUCAGGAUGUAGUUCGACAGUUAAGCGCAGAGAUGUAUAG
Messenger RNA from Psilocybe cubensis, 939 nucleotides. RefSeq lists its product as uncharacterized. Gene Ontology annotation, molecular function: nitronate monooxygenase activity. Bases 1 to 939 code for a protein of 312 amino acids. The record is from RefSeq and is a predicted model, not a curated record. NCBI's taxonomy places the organism in Eukaryota, Fungi, Basidiomycota, Agaricomycetes, Agaricales, Agrocybaceae. The transcript has 4 exons.